AUGGGCCCGCGGCCGCUGCUCCCCGCCGUCCUGCUGCCGCUGCUGCUGCUGCUGCUGCUGCGGCCGCCGCCGGGCUCGGCCGGGGCGCGCCGGCCGCACCUGGUGCUGGUGCUGGCGGACGACCUGGGCUGGCACGACGUGGGCUUCCACGGCUCCCGCCUGCGCACGCCGCGCCUGGACGCGCUGGCGGCGGGCGGGGUGCGCCUGGCCAACUACUACACGCAGCCGCUCUGCACGCCGUCGCGGAGCCAGCUGCUCACCGGCCGCUACCAGAUCCACACGGGUUUACAGCACCAAAUAAUCUGGGCCUGCCAGCCCAGCUGCGUUCCUCUAGAUGAAAAACUCCUGCCCCAGCUCCUAAAAGAAGCAGGCUACACUACCCACAUGGUCGGAAAGUGGCACCUGGGAAUGUACCGGAAAGAAUGCCUUCCAACCCGCCGAGGAUUUGAUACCUACUUUGGAUAUCUCCUAGGUAGCGAAGAUUACUACUCCCAUGAACGCUGUGUAUUUAUCAACGCUCUCAAUGUCACACGGUGUGCUCUUGAUUUUCGAGAUGGUGAGGAAGUUGCAACAGGAUAUGAAAAUAUGUAUUCAACAAACUUAUUUACCGAAAGGGCUACAGCCCUCAUAAACAACCAUCCACCAGAGAAGCCGCUGUUUCUCUACCUUGCUCUCCAGUCUGUCCACGAGCCCCUUCAGGUCCCCGAGGAGUACCUGAAGCCGUACGACUUUAUCCAAGAUAAGAACAGGCGUCACUAUGCAGGAAUGGUGUCCCUUAUGGAUGAAGCCAUGGGAAAUGUCACCGACGCCUUAAAAAGCCGGGGGCUCUGGAACAACACGGUGUUCAUCUUCUCCACAGAUAACGGCGGGCAGACUUUGGCCGGGGGCAAUAACUGGCCCCUUCGAGGAAGAAAGUGGAGCCUGUGGGAAGGAGGCGUGCGAGGGGUGGGCUUCGUGGCCAGCCCCUUGCUGAAACAGAAGGGCGUGAAGAGCCGGGAGCUCAUCCACAUUUCCGACUGGCUGCCCACUCUGGUGAAGCUGGCCGGGGGCAGCACAAACGGUACCAAACCUCUGGACGGCUUCGACGUGUGGAAAACCAUCAGUGAAGGAAGCCCGUCCCCCAGAAUUGAGCUGCUACAUAACAUCGAUCCAGACUUUGUGGACCUUUCUCCGUGUCCUGGGAAUAGCACAGCUCCUGCAAAGAGUGACUCUUCUCUACCAGAAUAUUCAGCCUUCAACACAUCUGUCCAUGCUGCAAUUAGACACAGAAACUGGAAACUCCUCACAGGCUACCCAGGCUGUGGUCACUGGUUCCCUCCACCAUCAGAAUACAAUGUUUCUGAGAUACCCUCAUCGGACCCACCAAGCAAGACCCUCUGGCUCUUUGAUAUUGAGCGGGACCCAGAAGAAAGACAUGACCUGUCCAGGGAGUAUCCCCAUGUGGUCAAGCAGCUCCUUUCCCGGCUACAGUUCUACCAAAAACACUCGGUGCCCGUGUUCUACCCGGAUCAGGACCCCCGCUGUGACCCCAAGGGCACUGGGGCUUGGGGCCCUUGGAUGUAG
Molecule: messenger RNA, 1563 nt
Organism: Pipistrellus nathusii (Nathusius's pipistrelle)
Lineage: Eukaryota; Metazoa; Chordata; Mammalia; Chiroptera; Vespertilionidae
Source: the annotation of a GenBank genome assembly